Messenger RNA from Aspergillus thermomutatus, 1809 nucleotides. RefSeq names its product ESCRT-0 subunit protein HSE1 (gene HSE1). Gene Ontology annotation, cellular component: ESCRT-0 complex. The transcript is spliced from 8 exons. Gene Ontology annotation, molecular function: phosphatidylinositol binding; ubiquitin binding. The coding region runs from base 1 to 1809 and encodes 602 amino acids. Gene Ontology annotation, biological process: protein transport to vacuole involved in ubiquitin-dependent protein catabolic process via the multivesicular body sorting pathway. The record is from RefSeq and is a predicted model, not a curated record. Lineage: Eukaryota; Fungi; Ascomycota; Eurotiomycetes; Eurotiales; Aspergillaceae.
AUGUUUCGCGCACAACAGAACGCAUUUGAUGAUGCAGUCGCUAAGGCGACGGACGAGAACCUGACCUCCGAGAACUGGGAGUAUAUCCUCGACGUCUGCGAUAAGGUUGCUGCCGAGGAAUCAGGGGCUAAGGAUGCCGUUGCUGCGAUGAUCAAGAGAUUGGCACACAGAAAUGCCAAUGUGCAACUGUAUACUCUAGAGCUGGCCAAUGCAUUAGCUCAAAACUGUGGCCCAAAAAUACACCGCGAACUCGCGUCGAGAAGUUUCACGGAUGCUCUUCUUCGCCUCGCCAAUGACCGGAACACCCAUCAGCAAGUCAAGCCGAAGAUUUUGGAGCGCAUGCAGGAGUGGGCGCAGAUGUUUGCCAGCAACCCCGAUUUCGGAAUCAUGGAGCAGGCCUACAUGAAAUUGAAGACGCAGAAUCCCAAUUUACAGCCUCCGUCUAAACCCGGGAAACGGGAGAUCACUGACGCGGACCGCCAGAAGGAAGAAGAAGAAUUGCAGAUGGCGCUGGCUCUUUCCAUUAGGGAGAAGCCGAGCGCGGCUCCUGAGCCCAAAGCGGAAUCUAGCACGUCUACCUCCGCACCAGCCAGCCAGACACAAGCAGCCACAUCGCAAGCGGUGCCAUCAGGUACUUCCGCCGCCACCGUUUCUCGGGUCAGAGCACUGUUCGACUUCCAGCCUUCCGAACCGGGUGAAUUACAAUUCCGGAAAGGGGACAUUAUUGCUGUGCUCGAGUCCGUGUACAAGGACUGGUGGAAGGGCUCAUUGAGGGGCCAAACUGGAAUCUUCCCCCUGAACUACGUGGAGAAGCUGCCAGAUCCAACGGUAGAAGAGUUGCAGAGAGAAGCCCAAAUGGAGGCGGAAGUAUUUGGGCAAAUCAAGAAUGUCGAGAAGCUUCUUACGCUUUUGAGCACUCGUAGCUCGGAGUUGAAUGUGCAAGACAACGAGGAAAUCACGGCAUUGUACCACUCGACAUUGGCAAUUCGCCCCAAGUUGAUUGAGCUCAUCGGGAAGUAUUCUCAAAAGAAAGAUGAGUUUACGCAGCUCAAUGAGAAAUUCAUCAAAGCCCGCCGAGACUAUGAAUCUCUCCUGGAAGCAUCCAUGUCCCACCCUGCACAACCCCAGUAUGCUCGACCCGGCCAGUCUCCGUACGGAUACCCUGGACCUGCCGCGCCUCUUGGUUAUCCCCAAGGUCCUCCACAGUCGGAUCCUCAACGAUACUUCAGCCCACGGCCACAGGACCAGACGCACAUGUAUCCUCCAACAUCACACUCACCUGAUCCACGCGGCCGCACUCCACCUGCUGGUCCGUCCUUCCCACAGCACCAGCAGCCACCAUCAGACUCAUACCAGCCUGUCCACCACCGUCCAGAAUCUACAUAUGACAACCCGCAAGAACUAGGCACUUCUGUGUAUGAUUCACCUGUCGAACAUCCGUCUUCAAGCCAGCGGUUACCUUAUCCCUCUGGCGCACAAGUUCCACCUGGUGUCCACCAGCAGUUCCAGCAUCAGCAACAAGAGUACCCGCCUUCAAGUUAUCCCCCCGAGGAGGCAUCCAAACCUCCUACUGCCGGCUUCGCCUCACAACCUCCGCAACAGACACUACAACAACCUCCUUACCCUGCGGCAGCCGUCGCUCAUCAGCCGUCUCCAUCGCACCAGCCACCACCAGUCCCCACUACGGCGUCGAAGCCAACCCCGUAUCCUUCAUUGACACCUGGAACACCCAGUGGAGGGGAGUAUCAGGCGUACAAUCCAUCGCAAGCUGGCGCAGCCAACACGAAUCCUACUUCGUACUACCGAUAA